AUGGUGGCGGAGCCGUUAUUUUGCGACUACGAUCAAAUGCAAUCGGAGCCGUCAACAUCAUUCCGGGUUGAGUCAUCUCGGAUUUUCGAUGAGUUGCCGGAAGCCACCAUUGUCUCCGUCUCUCGUCCAGACGCCGCCGAUAUCAGCCCCAUGCUCCUCAAAUACACUAUUGAGUUUCAUUACAAACAGUUCAAGUGGCAGCUGGUGAAGAAAGCUUCUCAAGUAAUUUAUUUGCAUUUUACAUUAAAGAAACGCGCCUUCAUUGAGGAGAUUCAUGAGAAGCAAGAACAAGUUAAAGAAUGGCUUCAAAAUAUAGGAAUAGGAGAUCAGACUCCUAUGUUGCAAGAUGAUGAUGAAGCUGAUGAUGAAAGCAUUCCUUUAUAUAAUCAUGAUGAGAGUGCUAAAGACAGAGAUGUUCCAUCUAGUGCUGCUCUACCAAUUAUGCGGCCAGCCUUAGGAAGACAACAUUCAAUAUCAGGCAGGGCAAAGAUUGCUAUGCAAGGGUAUCUGAAUCACUUUUUGGGAAAUAUCAGUAUUGUUAACUCUCCAGAGGUUUGCAAGUUUUUGGAGGUAUCAAAGUUAUCUUUUUCACCAGAAUAUGGCUCUAAGCUGAAGGAAGAAUACGUGAUGGUGAUGCAUCUGGCUAAAAUUGCAAAGGAUGAUGAUUCCAGAAAGUGUUGUAUGUCAGACUGUUUUAGUUGUUGUAAUGAUAACUGGCAAAAGGUUUGGGCUGUACUAAAACCUGGAUUCUUGGCAUUGCUGGCAGAUCCUUUUGAUGUGCAACCUUUAGACAUUAUUGUUUUUGAUGUACUACCUACCUCAGAUGGGAUUGGGCAUGGUCCUCUAGUAGCAAAGGAAACAAAGGAACGGAAUCCUUUACGCCAUUCAUUCAAUGUCAUUUGUGGAAACCGGAGCAUUAAUGUUAGAGUGAAAAGUAGUGGUAAAGUUAAAGAUUGGGUUGCUGCAAUUAAUGAUGCUGGACUUAGGCGUUCUGAAGGAUGGUGUCAUCCCCACCGCUAUGGUUCUUUUGCUCCUCCAAGAGGCUUAAUCGAAGAUGGUUGUCAGGCUCAGUGGUUUAUAGAUGGACGAGCUGCAUUUGAGGCCAUUGCUUCUUCAAUUAAGGAUGCAAAAUCAGAGAUAUUUAUUUGUGGCUGGUGGGUGUGCCCAGAACUGUAUCUACAACGUCCUUUUCACACUCAUGCUACAUCAAGGCUUGAUAAUUUGCUGGAAGAAAAAGCUAAGCAAGGGGUUCAGAUUUACAUUCUUCUAUACAAAGAGGUGGCACUUGCUUUGAAAAUCAACAGUUUUUAUAGCAUGAAAAAGCUUCUUAGCAUUCAUGAGAAUGUGAGGGUAUUGCGUUAUCCUGACCACUUUUCUACUGGUGUUUACCUGUGGUCGCACCAUGAAAAACUUGUCAUUGUUGAUCACCAGAUUUGCUUUAUUGGAGGACUGGAUUUGUGCUUUGGUCGUUAUGACACAUGUGAACAUAAAGUGGGGGAUUCCCCUCCUCUGAUUUGGCCUGGAAAGGACUAUUAUAACCCUAGGGAAUCUGAACCAAAUUCGUGGGAAGAUACAAUGAAAGAUGAAUUGGAACGUGGAAAAUAUCCUCGUAUGCCUUGGCACGAUGUUCAUUGUGCUCUUUGGGGGCCACCUUGUCGUGACAUAACGAGGCACUUUGUUCAAAGAUGGAAUUAUGCUAAGAGGAACAAAGCUCCAAAUGAGCAAGCAAUACCAUUACUUAUUCCUCGGCAUCAUAUGGUUAUUCCACAUUACAUGGGAAGCAGCAGAGAGGUGCAGAUUGAAAGCAAGAAUACUGACAAUUAUAGAGCCAUCAAGAGGGAAGAUUCCUUUUCCUCAUCAUCCCAAGAUAUUCCUCUACUUUUGCCUCAGGAGUCUGGUGGGCUAGAUACUUCUGAAGGAGACCAAAAAUUUAAUGGAUUAAGCUCCUUUUCACAUCACCUUGACCUGCCGAGCAGGGUCAGCAGUGGUCUUCUCUAUUCAUUCUGGAAGGCCAAAAUUGAACCAGUAGGUCCAGAAACACCAAUGAAGCCUUUUGUAGACAAUCUUGAUGGUGUGGAUUAUCAAGGGAAAAUGUCUUUAGAUAGAGUGUCUCAUGUUGAUAUACAAAGUAUAGAUCCAGAAUGGUGGAAAACACCAGAGCGUGGUAAUCAUGGAGGUUUUGCAGAUGAAUCGGGGCAAGUUGGUCCUCGUGUUUCCUGCCGUUGUCAGGUUAUUAGGAGUGUCAGUCAAUGGUCUGCUGGAACAAGCCAAACCGAAGAGAGCAUCCACAAUGCUUAUUGCUCUCUUAUUGAGAAAGCAGAAUACUUUAUCUACAUCGAGAAUCAAUUUUUUAUCUCAGGUCUUUCAAGAGAUGAGAAAAUACGAAAUCGUGUGUUAGAAGCUUUAUAUCAACGGAUUAUGCGAGCUUACAAUGAUAAAAAACCUUUUAGGGUUAUAAUUGUCAUACCUCUCCUGCCUGGCUUCCAGGGGGGCCUGGAUGAUAGUGGUGCAGCAUCUGUGAGAGCCAUAAUGCAUUGGCAGUAUCGAACCAUUUGUAGAGGACAGAAUUCUAUAUUACAUAAUCUUUAUGAAUUUCUUGGUCCAAGAAUGCAUGAUUACAUAUCUUUCUACGGCCUCAGGUCCUAUGGUAGACUCUUUAAUGGUGGUCCUAUGGCAACCAGCCAGGUGUACGUUCAUAGUAAAAUCAUGAUUGUUGAUGAUCGUACAUGUUUGAUUGGAUCUGCUAAUAUUAAUGAUAGGAGUUUACUUGGCUCCAGAGAUUCUGAGAUUGGUAUGAUUAUAGAAGAUGGAGAGUUGAUUGGGUCUUUUAUGGAUGGAAAGCCUUGGAAGGCAGGAAAGUUCUCCUUGACUCUCCGAUUGUCAUUAUGGUCUGAGCAUUUAGGUCUCCGAGCAGGAGAGAUCAAUCAAAUAAUGGACCCAGUCAUUGAGUCUACUUACAGGGAUAUUUGGAUGGCAACAGCAAAGACAAACACUACAAUUUACCAGGAUGUCUUUUCUUGCGUACCUAAUGAUCUGAUACACACCAGAUUUUCUUUCAGACAAAGCGUAGCUUUUUGGAAAGAAAAAAUAGGUCAUACAACCAUUGAUUUAGGAAUAGCCCCAAAAAAGUUAGAAAGUGAUCAUAAUAGAGGUGGAGAGUACAUCGACCCCUUGGAGAGAUUAGCUUCAGUGAGGGGUUAUCUUGUUUCUUUUCCCCUGGAGUUCAUGAGUUUAGAAAAUCUAAGACCUGCUUUUAAUGAGAGCGAGUACUACGCUGCUCAUGUUUUCCAUUGAAUAUGAUAAAACAUCAUUAGAGAAAUUUUUCCACACGAGGUUUGUAAUUUAUUACAUUCAGAAUUUCUUUUUAUUACAAUUCUUCAAGAGUAA
Molecule: messenger RNA, 3387 nt
Organism: Gastrolobium bilobum
Lineage: Eukaryota; Viridiplantae; Streptophyta; Magnoliopsida; Fabales; Fabaceae
Product: phospholipase D zeta 1-like
Exons: 20
Coding region: 1-3294 (1097 amino acids)
Biological process (GO): phospholipid catabolic process; intracellular signal transduction; phosphatidic acid biosynthetic process
Cellular component (GO): plasma membrane
Molecular function (GO): D-type glycerophospholipase activity
Source: RefSeq, a predicted model, not a curated record